GAUGGUCGAAAAGUGGGGACAAGAUUUUGGGUCUACUAGGAGUAUAAAUAAUCGGCAAAGAAGAUUUGUCUUCACAGUCUGAUCACAGAUCACAAGACACAGUCCCAAAUUCUACCGACAACAUGAAGAUGAUAAUCGCCUUCGCCGCCCUUGUGGCCGUCGCCAUGAGCGCUUCAAUCGAUGCCGACCGCCUGGCUACGAUCCAGGCUGAAGACCCCCAGGACAACACCGGGUUCUCAGACUACAAAUAUGGCUACCAACUAUCGAACGGUGCGACCAGACAGGAGUCCGGCCAGCUGGUGAACCCCGGCAGCGAGGACGAGCACUACAAUGUCGUUGGUAGCUACUCGUGGGUCGACCCGGUCACCAACGUGCAGUACGCCGUCAGAUACACCGCUGACAAGGAUGGUUUCCACCCCGAGGGCGACCAUCUCCGAGCCUAAUUUUCCGCCAUGUAAACAAUAAAAACAUGUGCAGAAUUU
Diprion similis is the source of this 482-nucleotide messenger RNA. RefSeq names its product flexible cuticle protein 12-like. Gene Ontology annotation, cellular component: chitin-based extracellular matrix. NCBI's taxonomy places the organism in Eukaryota, Metazoa, Arthropoda, Insecta, Hymenoptera, Diprionidae. Gene Ontology annotation, molecular function: structural constituent of chitin-based larval cuticle. The record is from RefSeq and is a predicted model, not a curated record. The transcript has 2 exons. The coding region runs from base 123 to 443 and encodes 106 amino acids.